AAAUAAUUGUAGUACGAAAAGACGCAUGCUCUAAGUGACUUGACCGAAUCUAAAAUUAUUCCUGGUUGCGCCUGUAAAGUGGUUGGUGAGUCUCUGAUAUCAUCCUCGGUCGCAGUUUUCCCGUGAAAAUCCCUGAAGAAACGCUAUACUGUGCAAUUUUCUCUCCAUUUGCGGAAGAAAUAAAAAUUCAAAUAGCUCAUCCCACGGGACACUCUGGCAAGUGGUUGUUUGGGCAAAUUCCACAGGGAGCACUUCCUGGUUUUUCCACUGCUGGCUCUUUAGAGUGUGUGGACAAUAUUGGGGAUUUUAGUGGUGGAAUAAAAUAAGCUUUUAGCAUGACAUGAUUUCGCUAUAUCGUGUGCAUAAGAAAUUCAAGUGGCUCUCUGAAGUGCAAGUGUAAAAGUUGCAUAUCGUCCAAAGGGGGUUUAAUUUUAGCCAAGAGAGUGCUUAAGUGUGUUCUGUGGGUGGAGGUUAUUCUCUUUUUUUUUUUGGUUUUUAUAUUAGGACAAGUGGGGAAAUAUGAGAUUCACCUCUGAUGAUGAUCCAAAGUGUCCAAAAUGUUCAAAGGCCGUCUUUAUGGCGGAAGCCAGAGGAGCUGGAAAGUACAAAUGGCACAAAAAUUGCUUCUAUUGCCAGGUCUGCCACAAAACACUAGACUCCCUGAAUUGCUGUGAACACGGCAAGGAGUUGUACUGUAAAGUGUGUCACGCUCGUCGAUAUGGCAUGAAAGGAUAUGGAUUUGCAGGCCUUGCAGCUGAAACUCUAGACUCCAUUUACUUGGAUGCACUCGUGGAUGAUACCCCAUCGAAACCCACUACCCCGCGAGUUCUGCGAAAGGCAAAGGAAGGAGAAGGAUGUCCUCGGUGUGGGAUUCAUGUAUAUGCGGCUGAACAAAUGCUGGCCCGCGGCAAAGGUUACCACAGGCGAUGCUUCAAGUGUCUCAACUGCAACAGAACACUGGAUUCAACAACUCACUGCGAUGGCCCCGAUAAGGAGAUUUACUGUCGAGGUUGCUAUGCACAGAAGUUUGGGGCUCGCGGAUAUGGGCACAUUGGGGUAUCCUCAUUGGGACUCAUGUCAGAUAUUAAAGAUAAAGAUUGGCAGAGUGAAUUGGCGCCAAAAACCGCCGAGGUCGAUCCAUCAAAGAUUCAAGCAAAGGACGGCUCUGGAUGCCCCCGUUGCGGAGGGGUAGUCUUUGCAGCCGAACUGGUGAUUUCCAAGGGACGUGGCUGGCACAGAAAGUGCUACAAGUGCAAAGAUUGCACCAAGACACUAGAUUCCAUAAUUGCAUGCGAUGGUCCCGACAGAGAUGUCUACUGUAAGACAUGCUAUGGAAAACGCUGGGGACCCCAUGGAUAUGGGUUCGCAAAUGGAUACGGAUUCCUACAGACAGACAUAUCGGAGGAGGAAUUGGCAAAUAGUCGACCGUUUGCCAAUCUCGAUACAACGUCCAUUAAGGCACCCGAGGGUGAGGGAUGUCCGCGAUGCGGCGGAAUGGUAUUUGCGGCAGAACAACAAUUGGCACGUGGCACAAUGUGGCACAAGAGAUGCUAUAACUGCAAUGAAUGUCAUCGACCGCUCGAUUCGAUGUUGUCCUGCGACGGACCCGACAAGGAAAUUCACUGUCGCGCUUGCUAUGGAAAAUUAUUUGGGCCCAAGGGCUUUGGUUAUGGACACACACCGACACUUGUUUCAACGACGGGGGAGGCACCAGUGAUUGCGCAAGAUGCAGUUCCGAAAACCGGCCCAAAGAAAGUAGAGAAUGGCAAUGGAUGCCCCAGAUGCGGCUUCCCAGUUUAUGCAGCUGAACUUAUGAUCAGCAAGAAUCGAGUAUGGCACAAACGCUGCUUCUCAUGCAUAGAUUGUGGCAAACACUUGGACUCCAUGAAUCUCAACGAUGGACCCAACUUAGAGAUCUACUGCCGUGGGUGCUACAACAGAAAUUACGGCAUUAAGGGUUUUGGUUUUGGUAUGGGUGCUGGAACCCUUACGGCAAUGGUUUAGCCAAGAAAAAAAAAAGAAAACUUGUAAGACCAACACCAAAGUGGUCAGACUAGGAGGAAAAUGAGAAAGGCCAAUAACAAUGAUUUAAUGAAGUCGUUUACAUUGAAUUGAAUUACACUUGAAUAAUCGCAUUAAGAAGUGGCAGAGGAAAAACACACACACACAUAAGAAUGAAGAAAGUCUAGAAAGUUGUAAAAGAGAGAGAAAUUUAUGUUCUUUUGCUCUUUAACCCUCUUACUCAUCUCCGACCCCUACCACCCUUUAUUCUUUAUUUUUUUCUUGAGUACUCCAUCUUCAAUGAAUAAAAGUUUAUCCUUCAA
Molecule: messenger RNA, 2324 nt
Organism: Phlebotomus papatasi
Lineage: Eukaryota; Metazoa; Arthropoda; Insecta; Diptera; Psychodidae
Product: muscle LIM protein Mlp84B-like
Exons: 9
Coding region: 520-2004 (494 amino acids)
Biological process (GO): muscle tissue development; sarcomere organization
Cellular component (GO): nucleus; Z disc; cytoplasm
Molecular function (GO): actinin binding; structural constituent of muscle
Source: RefSeq, a predicted model, not a curated record